CCACUCAUGUUGAGCCUUUCUCAGGAGUGAGUCCUUUGCACUGAACACCAGCAAGAGGAGGAAACUGCAGCUGUUACUUACAACACUGCCUUUUGAUGACCUGCUUUGCAUUUGGACACUUGUAGACCAGAUUUUUUUUGGGUGCUUCAUUAGAGGGUUAGAGCCUCUGGAUUCAAACUUGAAGAGAGCGAGGCUCACCUGAACACGGUGGUGGAUAUCCUUCCUGCAACUGUUCAUUUCAACGUAACAAAAACUAGUUCUUAUCACCACUACAUUUGCCAGCUGAGCAGAUCACAAGCAGGCUCGAAUUUCUGCGCUGUGAAACUGAAUCAGAGGAACGGAGAGGCAAUACAGCAGAGGCAUUGUGUCCCUGCAAUUGAAACACUAACCAGCUGAAAAUAUCAAAGACCAUCCUGGACAAAGCUUUCCUCUGAAACCUGCAUUGUUAGUCCAAAAUCUGCUGUUCAAGUAGAAAGUGACCAAAAGCUGCACAACACUCAGAGAGGAGAGGGGAAGCAAAGGGGGACCAUACACAAGGCAAAGGAUUCUGUGCAGGUGCCGAGGUGCCAUGGUGCGUGGAGGCGGCGUGGCACAAGCUCCGUCCCGCUGGGGCUUCUGGGUGUUCGGCGCCCUGUCACUGGUGGCGCUGUGCAUGUCAGACCAGGCUAUCCGCUGUCCUGUGUGCACUGAGGAGAGGCUGGCCAGCUGCCGUCUGCCGGAAGGCUGCGAGGAGACGGUGCGGGAGCCCGGCUGCGGUUGCUGCCCUACCUGUGCCCUGCCUAAAGGGGCUCAUUGCGGCGUCUACUCGCCCCGAUGUGGCACGGGCCUCCGCUGCUUCCCGCCGCGUGGCGUGGAGAGACCACUGCACUCACUGAUGCAUGGCCAGGGGGUGUGCACGGAUGAGAGAGAGGUGGAGGAGAACUCAGCAAUGGACCGGCAGGAUGAGAUUGUCCCUGAGCACCCAAACAACAGCAAUAUCAGGUGCAGUCCACAGGACAAGCGCUGCAUACAGAAGACCCUGGCACGACACCCUCCUAAAUCCACGAACCAGAGAAGCAACACCGCCAGGGAGGAAACCAAGGCAGUGCUGGCUCCAUGUCGUGCUGAGCUACAGCGAGCGUUGGAUAGAUUGGCAUCAAACACCCGCACACAUGAUGAUCUCUUCACAAUCCCCAUACCCAACUGUGACAGGAACGGAGAUUUCCACGCUAAACAGUGUCAUCCAGCACGUGACGGCCAGCGGGGGAAGUGCUGGUGCGUGGAUCAGAAAACUGGCAUGAGGCUGCCAGGGCCGCUGGAGCUGCGAGGGGAUCUGGACUGCCACCAAUUAAUGACUGCUACUCUGAGGGAUUGAGGAGUGAGGUGUGGCAGUGGAGAUGCUGGACCAGCUGAACUAUACUGGUGCUUAUUAGUAGUACUACAUGAGGAAAGGACUUUGCUCUGAAGCCUCGCUUCACCUGAGGCCAACAGUACUUGAGCUUGUGCAACAAAAAGGAAACCAUUGAAUUGAGUUCUUUUGCAAUUUCGUUUCUGUGUGUGAGAGUCUGAGUUUUUGAGCACUUGUUGUUUAUUGUUUUUACUAUGUGAACUUAAGACUGGUUGUAGUUAUGAUCUUUCUAAGAGUGCAAAAUGUGUUGUUUUCUCUAGUCUAACUUGAGUAGAGUAAGAAAGUAAGAAAAUGCAUCUGCCCCACCAGAUAAUCAGACCUGAGAUACAACAGCAGCUGUAGCAUCUGUUUAUUUCUUUCUGCAGCACUAGUUGGAAUUACUGCAUCAUGACAAUGCAGAAAGAUUAUCAGUUAAAGGACUGUGUACUAAUUGUUCACACUUUGUUUGUAAUUGGUUGUAACGUGUGGCUGUUAUUCUACUGUUCUAUAUGUUGUUAAAAACCCACCCAUCUAGAAAGGAGGAUCAAACAAACCAUAAAAUGUGUUUAUAAUCACAAAGCCUAGUUCAGCAACAAUACAAGAGUAGCAAUAAAAGAUGGAAUUAACACAUCAGACAAAAUGAAAAAAGAAACAAUAGAAACUUUUUUUUUUUUUCGUUUUGAAGGUAACAAAGGAAUGCAUCAAUCAUCUGCCUUGAGUGGCUAAGCCAAGGCUUUUGACAAUAUCAAGACCAAAGUGAAAAGCGAGAUCAGUUUGAAUAACUGUAUCUCUGAAAGGCCAGAAAAGAUUUGCUUCAUCACACUGUGGCUAACUCUGCAUCUUCCUCUCUUUGCUCUCUCCAGCAUUGUGUUCCAGAAAGACUGGCAGAUCAACUGGGCUAGAAACUCUGUACACUGCUGAUAGGAUAAUCUUAUUUCUGCAGCUGGUGUUAAGACGCCAGUGUGACUCUCGUAUGAAUAUGCUUCAACAUAGAGGAUUUCUCUCCAAACAGACUGCUUGGCAGAACUUUGGUGGUGCUAUAUACUGAAUGUGCCAAAACACAAAACAAAAAAAUGGCUUCUGCACUUUUCGGGCAUUGUUUAAACAGAAGAUGGGGAUUUUCAGGAAGUGGAGCAAUUAGCAUCAGCAAGUGUGAGGAUCACCUGAAUGUGUGGCCAUUUGCACUAGCUAUUGACAAAGGCUUUCCGUGUGGUUUUGUUCAAUGUUAUUGUUCAAAUAUAAAAGGUAAUAUCUCACAUUGGAAAAACUGGCUGAAUGAUUAAUCAGCCAUGUUGUAAAAAGCAGGUGUGAUAUGUUUUAAAUAUUAAAGCAGGGUGUAAUAAGUUGUAUUGAUUAAGCUCCCAGGAGCAUAGGAGGGAUGGAUGAAGGUGUAGCAGUAAAGAUAGCAGAAUGAUAAUGUUGAAACCAGAAUCUCCCUGGUAAUCUGACAAAGCUAGUGUUCAGUUAUAAUGUUGUCUGUAGGGCAACACACUAAUAAUUAAAAGAGUAUAUUACCAGCGCAAGUGACAUAGCUACUUAUCAAAUAUUUUAGAUACCGUAGACGAGGCUGGUAUUAUUCUUGUAGCAAUUUGAUUGUACUGUUGUUGUGCAUUAUGAGUUCAGUGCAGAGUAGCAGGUUUAAGCUAACACUGGUGUUUGUUGCCACCAGAUAUGGACAGCCUGCUCAAUCUGUUCCAUGGGAAACUUGGGUUAUUAUUGACUCAUGCAAAUAUUAAUCUUGUGUGGAUAGUCCGUCACUAUUGGUUCAUUAGAGAAGAGUGCAGCAAGUCCAGAGAGAGAGCGCCAGGUAAUUCCUAAAGAGCAGCAUUAAUGUCAAUCUUAAAAAAAUAAUUGCUGUUAAGAUUACAGUGCAGUCAUGUCAAAUACGUUGAAAAGAAAAAAAAAAUCCUAAUUAGACAGAUAUUCACAGUUACUGUCAGACAAUGGAUUUUUGGUCAUUUCUAUGUCUUCACAGAAAUGAAAGUGCCAUGAAUACUAUCAUUAUUAUUGUUAUUAUUAUUAAGCAUUUUUUUUGCACAUUUUUCCAUAUUGAUUUGAUAUAACCUGUUUUUCAAGAAAUGCAUUAGUAUAUGCACACAUACACAGAGUCUGAAGCUUCUCACACUCAUUUAUCAUGCAGAGCAGUACAACAUAACCACUGGGUAUGGAUAAUAGUUGCUCUCCUCACAAAACCCUCCAGCUCAGCUAACUAAGGACAGCUGGUACGGGCAAACCCGUUCCCCAUAUCAGUCUAACAAAUUCAGUCCCUUUUCAUCAGACAGGUUUUUGUCUGAUUUAUGGUCAAUGCAACCUGAAGGUACUUCGGGGGGAAUUCUGCAGAAUUAAAACAAUCCGUCUACAAUUUAUACACAUGAAAACUUUAAGGGUGUGUUUAAAUGCACUUUGUCUUCUAUAAUUAAGCUACAAAAAUCACUUAGAAAAUUGGAAUAAAAUACCUAGAUAGAUUUACCUUACAUUUUCCAUAGAUUCACAUCUUACAUGGUUUAUUAUAAUGAGGUAUUAAAACAAAAGACUAAAUGUCACUUGUUUUCUUGUCUCUGUGUUGGCCAUGUUAUUCUGCCAGAGACAAUAUCAGACAGUAAUCCACACUUUUGGUCCCCAGUUCUAAUAACACUACAUACUGUGAGGUAUAAUCUAAUCACUGAAGCCAAUGGUAAAUCUGUAGGCUAACCUUUUCUGGAAACAGUGCACUGCUACAUGAUGACCACUUUUACUUGUCACUAAAGAAACAAUCCAAAGGAAGUUCACCAAAACACAGACAGAUAGAUAGACAGAUAGAACAGUGUAUGGGUGGAGAAUGCUACAGCUUGAUAAUGUAAAAAACCAAAUAUCCUAAAAAAUGUCCAAAGACUACAGGCAAAGUAUCUGGAGACGUCAAUACUCAUUCAGUGAAAUGCAUGCAAGCAAAAAAGUUCCAGCAAAAUCCUAUCUUAGCAUUCAUUAACUAAUAAUUAACAUAACAUUUUUCUGAUAAAUAAUCACAGUCUUUGAGAAAAGUGACAAAAGGUUUUGGCUUUGAUUUUAAAAAGGCCUUCUUACUCCAUAAACAGUUAAUUUAAGCUAUAGUACGUUGCUUGAUCUCUAACUUUGCUGUACUGAACUGUAAUUGCAUUUCUCGAAAAUAGACUGUUUCUGUUUGCCUUUGAUAUUAUCUAUUAAUGUGUAGAAGAUAUGAAGUAAUGUUUGCAUGCAUACAACAGACUGCGGUUGGAAACAGCUAAAGUUCUUGUGUAUCUUGUCCAGAACAGGGCUGUUGUAUUCAAACACUGAAGUGAUCAAAAAACUGAAAUAUAGAGUUUCAAUACUUAAAUGGUCACUUACAUUGUAAAUGUUUACCUGAUGAAAUGUACACAUU
Acanthopagrus latus (yellowfin seabream) is the source of this 4742-nucleotide messenger RNA. RefSeq names its product insulin-like growth factor-binding protein 4. Gene Ontology annotation, cellular component: extracellular region. The record is from RefSeq and is a predicted model, not a curated record. Gene Ontology annotation, molecular function: insulin-like growth factor II binding; insulin-like growth factor I binding. Lineage: Eukaryota; Metazoa; Chordata; Actinopteri; Spariformes; Sparidae. The transcript has 4 exons. Bases 569 to 1354 code for a protein of 261 amino acids. Gene Ontology annotation, biological process: regulation of insulin-like growth factor receptor signaling pathway.